CCUGGGGCUGCGCGCGCAGGACACACAGCUGCAGCGCUUCUGCAGGCUCCCAGGGCACUGCAGAGAGAGGAAGGAGCAAUCGCUGGCUGAGCAGAGGGAAAGCACAAUCCCUUCAAGAUGCCGAUGUCAAAGAAGAUCAGGAGAAAAGACUCCGAAACUCCCCAGGAACCUUCGGAGAAGGAAAAAGAGCAGCUGGCUGAGGUGGAGCUUCGGAAGCUGAGGCAGCAGUUCCGGAAGAUGGUGGAAAGUCGCAAGUCCUUUAACUUCAGCUCCCAGCAGAAGAUCUUGAAUCAGCACAAGGAAAUCAAGACCCUGCAAGAAGAGCAGGACGAGAUCACCCUGCGCUUGAAUCUUAUCAAGUCCUCCAAGAACUUGAACCUGAAUGAGAAAAACUACUUGGAGCUGCGUUUCCUGCUGCAAACCAAAGAGGACUACGACUCCUUGAUUAAAUCGAUGAAAAUGCUCUUGGCUGAACUGGAUGAGAAGAUUACUCAGAUGGAGAAAAAAAUUGUAAACCAAAAACAGAUCUUCACAAAAAUACAGGAGGCCAAUAACCCCCGGAAACUUCAAAAACAGAUCCACACGUUAGAGACACGUUUGAAUCUUGUCACCACGAACUUUAACAAGAUGCUGACCACCAAUGCUAAGCUCCGGAAGGAGAUUGAGGACCUACGGUAUGAGAAGGCAGCGUAUGACCACGUCUACCAGCAGCUCCAUCGGCGCCUGUCAAUGCAGAAGAAAACCAUGAAUGAGGCCAUUGAGCAGUCCGCUCAGGCCUAUGAGCAGAGACUGGAAGCCACGGCUCGAAUGGCUGCCAUGAAGGAUCGCCAGCAGAAGGACAUCUCUCAGUACAACCUAGAGAUCCGAGAGCUGGAGCGUGUCUAUGCCCAUGAGACCAAGCUCAAAUCCUUUCUGCUCAUCAAGCUGAAUGAUCGAAUGGAGUUUGAAGAGCAGGCCAAAAAGGAAGAAGCUCUCAAGCCAAAGAAGGCCAGGAGGAAGAGCAAGGGUGAGAGUUUUGAGAGCUAUGAGGUGGCCCACCUCCGGCUGCUGAAGCUGACUGAGAAUGGGAACGUGAAUCAGCUCAUUGAGGAAUUUCUGGCCAAGGAGGAAAAGAACUUUGCCCGGUUCACGUAUGUCACAGAGCUCAACAAUGACAUGGAGACGAUGCAGAAGAAGACUGAGAAAAUCCAGAAUGAGAUCAUCUACUUGCAAUCCCAGCAGAAAACGUCUGAUGAUUAUGACCUCUCUGUCACGAGACAGCUGGAGGAGAAACUGAGGAAGACCAGAGAGGAGGCGGACAUGUAUGAGGACAGCUACAAGGAGAUCCAAAAGACCUUGGAGAAACUCAAGAGCUCAGUGGAGAAUCUUUUUAAGAAAAUAAAUUGUGAUUCCACCAAGAUCCUGGUGCAGUUAGGGGAGACAGGGAAAGUCACCGAUAUCAACCUUCCACAGUACUUUGCCAUUAUUGAAAAGAAGACCAACGACCUGCUGCUGUUAGAGUCCUACAGGCGGUUCCAGGAAAUGGAAGAGGCAGAGACCGAGACCCCGCCGUCCUUCAGCAACCCUUUCUGGGGCAGCUCUGCCCUCUUCAAGAGUGCAGACCCCACCAAGGUCAACCCCCCGGUGCUCAGGACUGACCCCUUCAGCGACAGGUUGGAUGAAGUGGAACACCCCCUGGACCACAGCAGCCUUCGGCGGAUGGUGCUCGGCAACUACACCGCGAGGGAGUCUCGAAAUAAGGAUUUACCGCCGGACAGCAUCCCUGAAAAGGGGGACGACCUGAGGUCCAAGAGGAAGGCCCAAGUCAGCAUCUGACAUGGGUGGGGCCACAUUUGUACCAUAACCUGAGAGAAUAAAUGUUUUGUUCUGUAA
This is a messenger RNA of Eptesicus fuscus (big brown bat), 1872 nucleotides long. It is a transcript of the gene CCDC63, whose product is annotated as coiled-coil domain containing 63. The record is from RefSeq and is a predicted model, not a curated record. Gene Ontology annotation, biological process: outer dynein arm assembly; cilium movement. The coding region runs from base 118 to 1815 and encodes 565 amino acids. The transcript has 12 exons. NCBI's taxonomy places the organism in Eukaryota, Metazoa, Chordata, Mammalia, Chiroptera, Vespertilionidae. Gene Ontology annotation, cellular component: axoneme.